Messenger RNA from Python bivittatus (Burmese python), 1192 nucleotides. It is a transcript of the gene CLVS2, whose product is annotated as clavesin 2. Gene Ontology annotation, biological process: lysosome organization. Gene Ontology annotation, cellular component: clathrin-coated vesicle; membrane; endosome. The record is from RefSeq and is a predicted model, not a curated record. Gene Ontology annotation, molecular function: phosphatidylinositol bisphosphate binding. Lineage: Eukaryota; Metazoa; Chordata; Lepidosauria; Squamata; Pythonidae.
CCCAUUUCAGGUUUUGUGGCAGUUUGGAGGUUCCACCCCUUCUUCCGUAAAAGAAGAACCAAGAGCAGUAUUGGACCAAGUGGCACAAUGACUCAUUUACAGGCAGGUCUGUCUCCAGAGACCCUGGAGAAGGCCCGAUUGGAACUGAAUGAGAACCCAGACACCCUGCACCAAGACAUCCAAGAGGUUCGGGACAUGGUGAUCACCCGACCUGACAUUGGCUUUCUUCGCACAGAUGAUGCCUUUAUUCUUCGCUUCCUGCGGGCCAGAAAGUUUCAGCAUUUUGAAGCGUUUCGCUUGUUGGCCCAGUACUUUGAGUAUCGUCAGCAGAACCUUGAUAUGUUCAAGAGCUUCAAAGCCACUGACCCAGGUAUCAAGCAAGCGCUCAAGGAUGGUUUCCCAGGAGGGCUGGCCAACCUUGAUCAUUAUGGCAGGAAGAUCCUGGUUCUAUUUGCUGCCAACUGGGACCAGAGCAGAUACACACUGGUGGAUAUUUUACGUGCCAUACUUCUUUCAUUAGAAGCCAUGAUCGAGGACCCAGAACUUCAAGUAAAUGGAUUUGUUUUGAUUAUAGACUGGAGUAAUUUCACUUUCAAGCAGGCUUCUAAGUUGACACCAAGUAUGCUUCGAUUAGCCAUAGAAGGCCUUCAGGACAGUUUUCCAGCUCGAUUUGGAGGAAUUCAUUUUGUCAAUCAGCCAUGGUACAUUCAUGCCCUUUAUACAGUUAUACGCCCAUUUUUAAAGGAAAAGACAAGGAAGAGGAUAUUUCUCCAUGGAAACAACCUCAACAGCCUGCACCAGUUGAUUCAUCCUGAAAUUCUUCCUUCUGAAUUUGGAGGAAUGCUUCCACCUUACGACAUGGGCACAUGGGCAAGAACACUGCUAGAUCAUGAGUAUGAUGAUGACAGUGAAUACAGUGUGGACUCCUAUAACACUUCUGCAAAAGAAGUUGAAAAGGAGCUCUCACCCAAAUCCAUGAAGAGGUCUCAAUCUGUUGUGGAUCCUGGAGUGCUCAAGCGCAUGGAUAAAAAUGAAGAAGAAAACAUGCAGCCAUUGCUUUCGCUUGACUAGCAGUCUGAGCAUCAAAUAUGAAUUAGGGUGGAAGGUAUUGCUUUUCAGAGCCAUCCACUGAAAAAGAAUGUACAAGCUGGAAUCCUAUUUUUCAUGUUAACGUAGCAUAUUGUAAUGAGGC